AGAUUGUUCGUAAUUGAUUUCAUUGUUAACAUAUAGAAACUUUUAACACGUUGCAGUUUGGUUUUUUCGAUUUAGUUUUUUGGGAAUUAAAAGAGCUUGAAAUGAAGGAUUCAUUAUCAAUCAUUAAAUCCGAAAGUUACUUAUCGAGAGUAUCAAUAUCUUUGUCAACCAAAGAUAAAAUACAGCAAAAAAGAAAUACAUUUUGCAGAUAUUUACCACAAUGUUUAGCUGUAUUAUCAGCCUCAUUAGCCUUCUUCAGCCGUGGCUUACAUCAAGGAUGGACGUCGCCUGCAUUGCCUAAGCUAUUAACAAAUGGCACUGAAACAAAUUCAUAUUUUCAAAUUACUACCGAAGAAGGAUCUUGGAUUGUUACCUUAUACUCAGGGAGUAUAUCCAUUGGAGCUCCGGUUGCAGCGUUUUUAAUCUUUACUGUCGGUCGAAAAACAACAAUUUUAUUUUCAGCAGUACCACAUCUCAUGUCACUUCUACUAAUUGCCUUUGCUGGAUCAGUGGAAUACUUAUAUGUAGCACGAGUUUUAGCUGGUUUUUCUGAGGGAGUUGCAAAUAUUGCAGUGCCUGCGUACGUGGGUGAAAUUGCAGAUUCUAAUAUUCGUGGUGUUUUAUCAUGCGUAUACACAGUAUUGUCAAUAAGUGGAUUACUUUUGAUAAACAUUAUUGGAUCUUAUACAACAAUAUUCCAAACUUCCAUGAUUUGCUCAGUAUUUCCAAUAUUAUUAAUUCUUACGUUCUUUUGGAUGCCAGAAUCACCGUACUUCCAUUUAAUGCAAAAUAAUUCGAAAUCAGCUGAAAAAUGCUUACAGCAAUUACGAGGAACGAAAAAUGUUAAAACUGAAUUGGUAGAAAUAACUCACGCUGUCGAGAAACAAAUGUUGAAUGCUGGAACAUUUACUGAUUUAUUUACAAUUCGUAGCAAUCGUCGAGCUCUGCAAUUAGCUAUCGCACUAGAAACAAUUCAACAACUCAGUGGGAUUACAGCAAUUCUAUCUUAUGCCCAAAUUAUUUUCAUUGAAUCUGGCCAGAAAAUGUCGUCAGAAAUGUCAUCAAUUAUUUUAAUGUCCGUUCAAUUGGUCAUGUCAAUGAUUGGAGCAAGUGUUGUAGAUCGUCUAGGUCGUAGACCAUUAUUAAUGUUUUCAUGUUUUGGAUGUUUCUUAGCAUUAUUUUUCGAAGGAUUAUAUUUCUAUUUCCAAUACAUCGAAUAUCAGUAUAUAGAUAAUUUAUUUUGGCUUCCACUAGUAGCCUUAAUUUCUUACUUUAUUGUAUAUAGUGCCGGUUUAGCAAUAAUUUUGAAUGUUUAUGCUGGAGAAAUAUUCUCAACAUCUGUUAAAGGUAAAGCCUUGGGUUUAGUAAUGAUUUGGUAUGGGAUAUUAGCUUUUUUUGCGUCAAAAUUAUUUCAAAAAUUAGUUGAUGAUAUUGGUAUGUUUGUACCAUUUUGGAUGUAUGCCUUUUCCUGUUUAUUAGGAUUAAUAUAUGCAUAUCUUUGGGUGCCCGAAACGAAAGGAAAAACAUUGGAAGAAAUUCAAGAUUGGUUAGAAAAUAAUUAAGCGUUGGUUAAUUGAUAAUUAACCAACCGAUUUUGAUAUUGGAACAUAUUCUAUUUAACAAAAAUCGUUUGCCAUCGAAUUCCAAGGAUUAUAGUAGAAAUCAAAAUCCUAAGAUUUUUCCUAGAGACAGAAAGCACAUUUUACAGUGAAAUGAUCACAAUUUCGAAAUUUCAAAACUUAAACCUGUACCUACACAAAAGUAAUUUUUCUAAAAUUAAGCUCAGAAAAGGCCUCUCAUUUUUUAAGAUUCUUUAGCUAAAUAGUAACAACAGUGGUUCAUUAUUUAUGUAAGAAGAAAACACGGUUAUAUCAUAAUCAAAGAAAUUAUCGAAUAAAUAUGAUAAACUUGUAAAGGUUUCGUUUUUGCCAUUUUCAAACUAGAAUUAAAAAAAAAAGACGCCCGCAUCUUUUUUCUUAAUAAUUUUGAGGCGGUUGCUUUUGUGCAAUAGACCUAAAGUUGCGAAAAAUGAGUUUUCUCUACCAUGUGAAAUACGAAAAACUGUGAAGGUUUUCGUUUCAAAUAGCUUUUAGGAGUUUUUGGCUUUAUCAAUUUGGAGGACAACAAAAAUAUUAAUGUUUAAUACAUUCAGUCUGUGGCGAAAUUCAGUAUAGGGCCAGUUUUUAGGAUUUAUUUAUUUUUAGUUUUUCAUUUUAUACAUGAACUAAAUAAAACUUGUUUUAGUCUACCCUGAAACUUAUCAGUAUUUUUGUUAAAUUUUAUUUUUAGGUGAAAAUAUAUCAAUUUUUAAGUAGU
Chrysoperla carnea is the source of this 2316-nucleotide messenger RNA. Its product is annotated as facilitated trehalose transporter Tret1-like. The transcript is spliced from 3 exons. Bases 102 to 1562 code for a protein of 486 amino acids. Gene Ontology annotation, molecular function: transmembrane transporter activity. The record is from RefSeq and is a predicted model, not a curated record. Gene Ontology annotation, biological process: transmembrane transport. Gene Ontology annotation, cellular component: membrane. Lineage: Eukaryota; Metazoa; Arthropoda; Insecta; Neuroptera; Chrysopidae.